Messenger RNA from Eremothecium gossypii ATCC 10895, 1380 nucleotides. It is a transcript of the gene SES1, whose product is annotated as serine--tRNA ligase SES1. Gene Ontology annotation, biological process: seryl-tRNA aminoacylation. The transcript has a single exon. Gene Ontology annotation, molecular function: ATP binding; tRNA binding; serine-tRNA ligase activity. The record is from RefSeq and is marked provisional. NCBI's taxonomy places the organism in Eukaryota, Fungi, Ascomycota, Saccharomycetes, Saccharomycetales, Saccharomycetaceae. Gene Ontology annotation, cellular component: cytosol. Bases 1 to 1380 code for a protein of 459 amino acids.
AUGUUAGACAUUACGCUGUUUAUUGAGGAGAAAGGUGGUAACCCUGAUCUAAUUAAGAAGUCGCAGCAAGCUCGUAAUGCUCCAGUGGAGAUCGUGGAUGAGAUCAUUUCGGACUACAAGGAGUGGGUCAAGACGAGAUUCCAGUUGGAUGAGCUAAACAAAGCCUUCAACAAGGUCCAGAAAGAGAUUGGGCAGAAAUUCAAGAACAAGGAGGAUGCGUCGGAGUUGUUGGCACAGAAAGAGCGCAUGACGGAGGAGAAAAAACAGCUUAUCGAGCAAGAACAGGAACAAGACAAGGCAUUGCGUGACAAAGUCAACCGGGUGGGCAACAUUGUGCACCCAUCUGUAGUUGUCUCGAAUGAUGAGGCCAACAAUGAGUUGGUUCGCACUUGGAGGCCAGAGGGGCUAUCUGAGGUCGGGACCACUGCGUCCUGCACCGGCCAGCCAGCCAAACUAUCGCACCAUGAAGUUUUGUUGAGGUUGGAUGGGUAUGACCCAGAGCGUGGUGUCAAGAUCUCUGGUCACAGAGGCUACUUCUUCAGAAACUACGGUGUGUUUUUGAAUCAGGCUUUGAUAAACUACGGUCUAAGCUUCUUGGCCGCGAAGGGCUACUGCCCACUCCAGGCUCCUGUCAUGAUGAACAAGGAAGUCAUGGCCAAGACCGCACAGCUCUCGCAGUUUGACGAGGAGUUGUACAAGGUCAUGGACGGCGAAGAUGAGAAGUAUUUGAUUGCGACCUCGGAACAGCCGAUCUCUGCCUACCACUCGGGUGAGUGGUUUGAAAAGCCACAAGAGCAGCUACCUAUCCGUUAUGUAGGCUAUUCUUCUUGCUUCCGCAGGGAGGCUGGUGCUCACGGUAAAGAUGCAUGGGGUGUGUUCAGAGUCCACGCUUUCGAAAAAAUCGAGCAGUUCUGUAUAACGGAGCCCGAAAAAUCCUGGGAAGAGUUUGAUUCGAUGAUUGCUAACUCAGAAGAAUUCUACCAGUCGCUAGGUAUUCCCUACCGUAUUGUCGGCAUUGUGUCUGGUGAGUUGAACAAUGCUGCUGCUAAAAAGUACGAUUUGGAAGCUUGGUUCCCAUAUCAGCAAGAGUAUAAGGAAUUGGUUUCUUGCUCUAACUGUACGGACUACCAAUCUAGAAACCUAGAGAUCAGAUGUGGUAUCAAGAAGAUGGGAGACAGAGAGAAGAAGUACGUUCACUGUUUGAACUCCACCCUAGCUGCUACUCAAAGAGCUCUCUGCUGCCUACUAGAAAACUAUCAAACAGAGGAUGGUUUGGUUGUACCAGAGGUGCUAAGAAAAUACAUCCCAGGCGAACCUGAGUUCAUUCCAUACAGUAAGGAAUUGCCUAAGAACUCUACUUCUAACAAACGUAAAAAUUAG